UGUCCCACCGCAGAAAGGACCUGGAACAUUACAUGUGUCGCGUCAAAGGUUGCGGCGGGUAGAGCGCGCCCUCUGCCGGAAACACGGCAAAGGACGCCGCGUUCCUGCCUUGUACGCAAGCGGCUGAUAUUAGACUUACCUCUGUCGAAGAUAUUAAGAGACAGUAUCUCGCAAUAAAAAUCCCUUUUUCCUUAAGAUACAGGAAAGAAAGGAGAAAUGAGAAGUCAAUUUAUUUUAUUUAUUUAUUUUUUUCUUCGUAUAAAUAGAGACGUUUCGAGUCUUUUACAAGGUGCUCUGAUGGUAACGUCGUGUUGCAUGUGUGUAUAAUUUUGUUAGAUUCAUUCUUCGUAAUUUUGCGCUUGCUGUAAUUGAGAUAAAUCGAUAUUAUUGACGCGAUCAAAAAGCUGUAACUUCGAGUAUCACUGCCGCACGAACAGUAAACUCACGUGUAAUCUCGUGUGACAAUCGUGCUCGUGUCGAGGUAUAAUUAGGUUUGCUCAAAUGAACAAAAAUGACUCGAUGAGCAGAUACGGGCCUCUUGUCGGCGCAAUUGACGAGGGCACGAGCAGUGCUAGGUUUCUGGUUUUUGCAGCGAAUACAGCAGAAGUUUUAACAUAUCAUCAAGUCCCAAUAUCGCAAACAUACCCAAAAGAGGGAUGGGUUGAACAAGAUGCUUUAGAAAUAUUAAAAGCAGUUAGAGAAUGCCUUAAACAAACUGUAUUUAAUUUAAGACAACUGACGAUAGACCCAGCCGACAUAGUUGCAAUUGGUAUAACAAACCAGAGAGAAACUACAGUUGUAUGGGACUCUAUCACAGGACAACCACUUUACAAUGCCAUAGUAUGGAUGGAUAUGAGAACCACAUCGAUUGUGGAUGAUAUAUUAAAGAAUAUACGGAAUAAAAACAAAGAUUACUUGAAACCACUUUGUGGCUUGCCGAUUAGCCCCUAUUUUAGUGCAUUAAAGUUGAAAUGGUUGUUGGAAAAUAUACCUAAAGUUCAAGAAGCAUUGAUUGCUAAACGUCUUAUGUUUGGCACCAUUGAUUCCUGGCUAAUUUGGAAUUUGACUGGUGGUGCUAAUGGUGGUGUUCAUAGUACAGAUGUUACAAAUGCUUCGAGAACAAUGUUAAUGAAUAUUAUGACUCUGAAAUGGGAUCCUACUCUGUUAUCAUUUUUUAAAAUACCUGCUGAAAUUUUGCCUGAAAUACGAAGCUCUUCCGAGAUUUAUGGUUAUAUACAAGAUGAAUUGCUACAGGGCGUUCCUAUAUCUGGGUGCUUAGGUGAUCAACAAUCAGCUCUAGUAGGUCAAAUGUGUCUACAACAAGGACAGGCAAAAAGUACUUAUGGCACUGGUUGCUUUCUUCUUUACAAUACUGGCACAGCUAUUGUGGAUUCAUCUCAUGGUUUAUUAACAACAGUUGCUUAUCAAUUAGGAGCAGAUGCUUCCCCAGUAUAUGCUCUUGAAGGGUCAGUUGCUAUCGCAGGUGCUGUUAUACAAUGGCUGAAAGAUAAUCUUGGAAUAUUGACUAAUGUAAAAGACUGUGAAACUAUUGUUGAACAAAUACCAACAGACAACCGUGUUGUUUUUGUACCAGCAUUUGCUGGGCUGUAUGCUCCAUAUUGGAGAAAAGAUGCGCGAAGUAUCAUUUGUGGUAUCAGUGAAGAUACUAAUAGCGCACAUAUUAUAAAGGCAGCUUUGCAGGCAGUAUGCUUUCAGACAAGAGACAUUUUGGAAGCUAUGAAAGAAGAUACUGGCUUAGUAUUGUCAAAACUAUUAGUCGAUGGUGCAAUGACUACUAAUGAUUUAUUAAUGCAAAUGCAAGCUGAUAUCUGUGGAAUUCCAGUAGAUGAGCAAAGUAAGGAGAAUGUGGCAUGUUACUACUGGCUUUUUUCAUUCCAUGGAGAAACUUGGCGAAACGAACGAGUUUUCAUCAGGCCACUGAUGUGUGAAACUACUGCACUUGGGGUCGCAAUUGCCGCAGGAAGCGCAGAAGGAAUACGCAAGUGGGAUGUCAAGAUUGAUGCCGCCGUUCCUAGUGACAUUUUUUUGCCGUCAAUAACUGAAAAUGAACGUGAUAUUUUAUAUUCUCAGUGGAAAAUGGCUAUUGGUAGGAGCUUAGGUUGGGAAUUACUUCCAGAAACAAAUGAUAAUAUAAUAGAUAUACAUAGGUCGACUGCGGCCGGUGUAUUUAUAAUUACCAGUAUGAUAGUGCUUAUGAUUGCUAAGUGCAGAUCUACCUUAUAAUGAUUCGUAUACAACAUAUUUCAUUUAAGCAAGCCAUAAUCAAUGGAACUGAAAAUAACAUUUAAGCGUGAUAUUAUUUUAUAUCAGUAUAAAUAUAGUAUUAUUGAUUUAAAAAGAAAGU
Messenger RNA from Camponotus floridanus (Florida carpenter ant), 2365 nucleotides. RefSeq names its product glycerol kinase. Gene Ontology annotation, molecular function: glycerol kinase activity. The coding region runs from base 502 to 2244 and encodes 580 amino acids. The record is from RefSeq and is a predicted model, not a curated record. Gene Ontology annotation, biological process: glycerol metabolic process; glycerol-3-phosphate biosynthetic process; triglyceride metabolic process. Lineage: Eukaryota; Metazoa; Arthropoda; Insecta; Hymenoptera; Formicidae. Gene Ontology annotation, cellular component: mitochondrion. The transcript has 12 exons.